Polyodon spathula (Mississippi paddlefish) is the source of this 2949-nucleotide messenger RNA. RefSeq names its product fin bud initiation factor-like. The coding region runs from base 691 to 1320 and encodes 209 amino acids. The record is from RefSeq and is a predicted model, not a curated record. Lineage: Eukaryota; Metazoa; Chordata; Actinopteri; Acipenseriformes; Polyodontidae. The transcript has a single exon.
GUGACAGAGCUGUGCUGUAAUUUGAGCGCAAACAUAUCCAAGGGAUAUCAUUAGCCAACCAAAGAGUGCAUGCCUUCGCUAUCCAGAUGUUGAAGUAGCAGAAGAGACGGCCAAAGACACUACAAAACCAUUGCUCAAUCCAACUUUCUACUCCUUCAAGCCUGAAAACAUCUUCGGUAUAUUAAACAGCCAAGAAAAAGAAAAAAAAAAAAAAAGAAAAAAAAACACGGACGUUUCAUCCUACAACCAUAGAUGUUGUUCAUCUUCUUGUUAUCCAGAGGAAUUAUUCUUAUCACAGAGGGCAUCAAGGUGGAAAAUAAUCUUAUAAACGGGCUCCUGUUUGUUUAACUUGGUUUUUUUUUUUGUUUUUUUUUUUUUUGUUUUUUUUUUUGUUUGUUUUUGUUUUUUUUUUUUUUUUUUUUUCAAAUUUGGAAAGCUAACAGGUUUUUGGUUUGACUUGUUUACUGGAAAGCCUUUUGGUAUUUUGCAAGCAAAUCGUUAUUAGAUAUUUUGAAACUGUGUGUUUAUUGAAAAUAAAAACCCUGAUAGCCUUUGAAAAGGAUUAUACUCGUUUUAACUAUAUUACAUAAACAAAUAAUACGCACACAGACACGCACACACACACACACACACACACACACACACACACACACACACACACACAAACUAAAACUUUUGAUAAUUACAAAAAUGUUUGGGUUUAAGUUGUUGUUGGCUGCAGGUAUUUUUCUGCUCCCCGUGUGCUGUGAUUUUUACAAUGGACCAUUCUUCCCAGAAAUGUCAAACGGGACUCUGCACCACUACUUCGUCCCAGAUGGAAAUUACGAGGAAAACGACGACCCGGAUAUCUGCCAGAUGCUUUUUAAAAUGACCGACCACAGAAAGUGUGGAAUGGAGCAAGACCAGGACUCGGUGAUCCUAGACGACUUUACCAUCAUAAAGCGACAGAUUGAGGAUGCCGGGCGGGUGCUGGAGGGGGUCGGCAAGGGCAUCUCGUACGAUUUGGACGGGGAAGAGAGUUACACCAUGUACCUGAGGAGGGAGACGUCACAGAUCGGAGAAGCAUUUACCAAUUCCGAGAAAUCUUUAAUGGAACUGGAGGUGAAGUUCAAGCAGAGCCAGGAAAACGAGCUGAAAGAGGAGCAUCGCAUUAAAGAUAACUUUUUGGACCUGAUGGUGCACACCCGCGGUGUCCUGACGGGCACGUUGGAGACCUCAGUCGGGUUAAAAGAUAAACAUGAGCUCCUCUCUUUGAUCAUAAGGAGCCACGGGACAAGGUUAAGCAGACUAAAAAACGAGUAUGUGAAAGAGAUUUCUUAACAACAUAAUAUAAUACACAUGUGCAAAAUAACACAGGUGCUAAGCAUGCUUCUAAGCAUGACUGCAUGCAAAAGUGUUUCAACUUUGGUGUAGAAAACAUGUAAUGCUUAUUCUCUUUAUUCGUCUGUCAAUAGUGUAGAGUUGCUAUAUUGCAUUCUUCUGUUCUGUCUAUAGGUUCAAUGCCAGAGUAAGACUUUCUUGAAGGUAAAAUGUUAUUCUAGGCCUUGGUUAAAGUGUUUGCUUUAACCCUUAUGCACCUGAUGUCACACUAAAAAGAAGAACAAAGUUAUUUAUUGUGCUGCAGCCAAUUUUUUUUUUCUUGUGUUAAACGUUAGAAAUGUGCUUAAUGCAGCCCUUUGUUUCGCUGAGUUUAUCUGCAAUAUGCAUGCAUGUUACUGUGUGAAAUACGAAUUUACCGUUCACUGCUAUUUUAGCACAUUUUAUCAGGCAGGCCGUCCUAAAAUAAAUAUACUCCGGUGACGAGGAAAGGCUUUAAUCGGCGUAUUUGUGUUAUUGGAAAAACACUUCUUAUGCCUCCGUUUCAGAAGAACAAUUCAACACUGAAUACAUCACGAGGUGCUGUAGCUGCAGUCCUGCGUGUGCAACGUGACCACAUGAGCAUUACUGCUAAGUAAACAAGAAAUACGAAUUCAUUAUUAGUUCUGAAGUACUUUAAAAAAAGAAACAUUAAAAAGCAACAGACAUGUCCAAUAGUAUGGACACCUGCGGCAGUGUGCCCCGCCCAUGUGUGAAUAUCGUGUUAUGUGUUGCGUGUGGUUUGUUAAUGAUGCACACAUGGGCGAGUCACACUGCCACAACACCAGUCUACAGACGCACUUCUUAUAUUUCAAGUAUUGCAUAACAUUUUAAUAUCCUUGGCCAACAUCUUAUACUAUAUAUAAAAUGCCAUUGCUAAGUUAUUGUAAUUUCUACCAAAGCUAAGUUGGUAUUCAGUGAGUGUAUUUCCAGAACAUAUACUGCAGAUGUCUUCACCCAACCAAAGCCUGAUUCAGAAGCCCUUUGGCCCAUAUUCACAAAGCAUCUUCCACCGUGCUUAAAUAAGAGAUGUUUUAUUUUUCUAAAAAAAGAAAAAAAAAAAAAGAAAGAAAACAAAGCUUAAAAAAUUAAGUCAGGAUGUUAAUUUAAGAGCCCCUGCUAUCUGUUUCUAGCUUGAUGUGCAACAAACUAGCUAUUUGUACAAAUAAAAUGUGGUGAAUGUUUUGCUUUGCUCAUUAGGAAAAUAAAAACGUAAUAAUUAAUUUAGACAAAACGCUUUGAUCUUGCUACAUUUCUUUUCAUAUGACUAUAACGCUUUUAUAAAUGAAAAUAUUGUAUAUACAUUAUAAUGUGAAAGAAAACUUUUGUUGUAAUACAAAUAGUUAUAUAAAUUAGCUUUAAUUUGUUUUAAUUUAAUGUUGUGACUGUAAGUUUAAUUAACACAAGAAAGGCAGAACUGUAAUAUUGUGUCAAAUGUUCUGAGUGUCCUAUACUCAUUCCUACUCAUGUUAUUGUUCUAUUCAACAUUAACACGAAUUAUUUCAAUCCAACAUUGAACGUUAUAGUUGCAUUGAAAGUGUAUUCUAUCCAUGUUAUUAUUUGUUGGAAUAAAGUUUUUCUUUUUUUACUGUA